Molecule: messenger RNA, 315 nt
Organism: Bactrocera oleae (olive fruit fly)
Lineage: Eukaryota; Metazoa; Arthropoda; Insecta; Diptera; Tephritidae
Source: RefSeq, a predicted model, not a curated record
UAAAUUGUUUAAUUAAUAUUUGUUGAUUGUAAUAUUUCUUGUAUUUUUAAGCGACAAUUAAACAACCAGUUGGAAAUGGAUGAAGAUAUUGUGCAAUAUUUAUUGAAAGACAAUGUCGCUGUAAAUACAGGGCCAAACGCCAAAGAGUUUUUUCUAGAUCAAGCAGAAAAUGAAUUUAAUAAUGGAAAUCUGCUGAAUUCGAUAUUUUAUCAAGUGCGAGCAUUAUAUCAAGCCUCAGAGGAACGCUACUUUCAAAUUGAAGCGAAGCUUAAUAAUGAGCAGGGCGAUAGCAAACGCACAUUGGCAGAUAAACUA